Molecule: messenger RNA, 2383 nt
Organism: Triticum dicoccoides
Lineage: Eukaryota; Viridiplantae; Streptophyta; Magnoliopsida; Poales; Poaceae
Product: 3-hydroxy-3-methylglutaryl-coenzyme A reductase 3
Exons: 4
Coding region: 95-1768 (557 amino acids)
Biological process (GO): coenzyme A metabolic process; sterol biosynthetic process; isoprenoid biosynthetic process
Cellular component (GO): endoplasmic reticulum membrane; peroxisomal membrane
Molecular function (GO): protein binding; hydroxymethylglutaryl-CoA reductase (NADPH) activity
Source: RefSeq, a predicted model, not a curated record
CUCCCUCUCGCGGCACGGCCACCACCCCACUCACGCCGAGCGGCCGAGCCGUGCCCACCUCGCCCCCGUUUGACUCCGACGCGCACGCGCACGCAUGGAUGUGCGGCAGAGGCAGAGGAGGGUGGCGCCGCCGGCAGUGGGCCAGGCGGGAGCGCCCCGGGUGCUGCAGGCGGGGGACGCGCUGCCGCUCCCGAUCCGGCACACGAACCUCAUCUUCUCGGCGCUCUUCGCGGCCUCGCUCGCCUACCUGAUGCGGCGGUGGCGCGAGAAGAUCCGCUCCUCCACGCCGCUCCACGUCGUCGACCUCACCGAGAUUCUGUCCAUUUUCGGCCUCGUCGCCUCGCUCAUCUACCUGCUCAGCUUCUUCGGCAUCGCCUUCGUCCAGUCCAUCGUCUCGUCCAGCGACGAGGACGAGGAUUUCCUGGUCGGCCCUCCCGCCGUGCCGGCGCCGGCGCAGUGCGGGCUUCUCGGGGGCGCCGACGCGGUGCUGUCCGAGAAAAUGCCCGAGGAGGACGAGGAGAUUGUGGCCUCGGUCGUCGCCGGGAAGGUGCCCUCCUACGUGCUCGAGACCAAGCUCGGCGACUGCCGGCGCGCCGCGGGGCUCCGGCGCGAGGCGGUGCGGCGGAUCACGGGGAGGCAGAUCGAGGGGCUCCCGCUCGACGGCUUCGACUACGCGUCCAUCCUCGGGCAGUGCUGCGAGCUGCCGGUGGGGUACGUCCAGCUCCCUGUGGGCAUCGCCGGGCCGCUCCUUCUCGACGGCCAGCGGUUCUACGUGCCCAUGGCGACCACCGAGGGCUGCCUCGUCGCCAGCACCAACCGCGGCUGCAAGGCCAUAGCCGAGUCAGGUGGCGCCACCAGCGUUGUGCUCCGUGACGCGAUAACGCGCGCCCCCGUCGCCCGCUUCCCCACCGCGCGCCGCGCCGCCGAGCUCAAGGCCUUCUUGGAGGACCCCGCCAACUUCGAUACGCUGUCCGUUGUCUUCAACAGGUCGAGCAGAUUUGGGAGGCUGCAGGGAGUGCAGUGCGCCAUGGCCGGGAGGAACCUGUACAUGAGAUUCAGCUGCAGCACAGGGGAUGCCAUGGGGAUGAACAUGAUCUCCAAGGGCGUGCAGAACGUGCUGGAUUACCUCCAGGAUGACUUCCCUGACAUGGAUGUCAUUAGCAUAUCAGGUAACUUUUGUUCUGACAAGAAGCCAGCCGCUGUAAAUUGGAUCGAGGGGCGUGGCAAGUCUGUGGUUUGUGAAGCAGUAAUCAAGGAGGAAAUUGUGAAGAAGGUUCUGAAAACCAAUGUGCAGUCUCUAGUAGAACUAAAUGUGAUCAAGAAUCUUGCUGGCUCAGCUGUUGCUGGAGCUCUUGGGGGGUUCAAUGCCCAUGCAAGCAAUAUUGUAACAGCCAUCUUCAUAGCCACAGGCCAGGAUCCUGCACAAAAUGUGGAAAGUUCUCAGUGCAUCACAAUGUUGGAAGCUGUAAAUGAUGGCAAAGAUCUUCACAUAUCUGUCACUAUGCCCUCUAUUGAGGUGGGCACAGUUGGUGGUGGGACUCAGUUGGCGUCACAGUCCGCAUGCCUGGACCUGCUGGGCGUGAAAGGCGCCAACAGGGAAUCGCCAGGAUCGAACGCGCGGCUCCUGGCCACCGUGGUGGCAGGCGGGGUUCUCGCCGGCGAGUUGUCCCUCUUGUCCGCUCUCGCCGCCGGCCAGCUCGUCAAGAGCCACAUGAAGUACAACAGAUCCAGCAGGGACAUGUCCAAGGCCGCAUCUCUAAGCUCUUGAUUGACUCCACGAGCUGCAGCGCAAGAAACCAAUGGACAAAUUCAGAGUGUGGCUUGAUUCUACAUACAGGCUUGGUUGGGUCUUGUCUUCCUUAAGACGCAAUUAAAGUACUCAUCAGCGUCAAGCCAUCAACGUCAAGCUAAGAAGAGUUUGACCAAUUUCUUCCUCGAUGCUGGCCGGUGUUUCCGUCGUCGUUCUUCGCGUGUUGCUGCUGGCAUCAUCGUCGGACCUCAGACGCCCCGGGCAGGCACCGGAGAAGCUAACCUUUUUAGUCUGUUUGUGUUCAUAUAAGGCUUUCUGGUUGGGUUGGUUACUUGGCGCGCAAAGUGUGGGGAUCUUUUUGUAGAAUCGAAGUGUAGAGAUCUCUCUCCUUGCUUCAGGAAGCCAGCCUUGUAGUGGUAUCUGUUACACCCUUUUGUUUGGUCCUUUUUCCUGUCUGCUAGUCGAACAAUGUCGAAAGUUGGUGACGUGAUUGUAGAAAGAGAUGUGGGUCUCGGCGGAGUUCUCCAGAGCAUGGUGGCGGCUCCGUCCAUCCAUUGUCGUGUCAGCGGAGCGUCGUGACCUUUCUGUAGAUCUGCCUAAUAUCUAUCCAGAUCAGAUGCAUGUGUCAGCAGA